ACCUGCUUCAUGAGCACGCGCACACUCACGACCUAUCUGGGCUCCGCUCGAGCGGUACGCCCCACUUAGGGACGGGCAUAGUCGGUUGAGAAGACCCCCGCCGCUCUUUCCGUUGCAACCAACACUACCAACCCUGAUUGUCGUCAAUCGCCUACCCGUCGCCCGUUGAGAACGAAGCCCCACCAACACAACUCACCAACAAAUAAACAUGUCAAGCCUUGUCGACCGGCUCGCUGCUCUCAGCAUCGCAGCCGCCACCGUAUACAACGCGGGUACCAGCGGCAACAGCGCCUCAGGGGCAAACCACGACUUUGUCAAGCAAUCUCGCAAGAAGGCUUUGACGCAGUGCGCCAGGUCGGUGGUCAGAGCGGCCAAGGGCGACCUCAGGCAGGCAGACAGAGUUGCUCGUCCUCAGAGUGAGGAUGAGGUCGACCUCGACACCGCAAGCGAUGUGUCGAUCUCCUCGCUCAACGAGUUCAUUCUCGCCGGCGCUCGCAAGGCUGCCAAGAAAGCUCGCAAGAGGGCCAGGCAGAGCGCUCGCGACCGAACCCAGCGAGGGUCCAGCUCCCCCCGCCCGACCGUCACGAGUGCAUACGACAUGACUAUGACGGUAGAAGAUGCCGAGGAGGAGCUCGAAGAGAUCAGCCCGCGCGCAGGAUACCUGUCGCGCCUGGUCCACGCCCACGCCCAAGGGGUCGGCAGCGAGGAAGCAGCCUGCGCCGGUUCGAAGCCGAAGAAGUGGGUCCGACGUCUCAUGAAUGGCGACAUUGGCGACGCCAUUGCUCGGACGCUUCGAGGCUGUGGCAAGGACUUGACGGACCGCGGCCUCACUGUCGACCAGCUGCAACUCGCGUCGUUGCCGCAGAACAAGCUGGUGUACUUCUGGCGCUACGACGACACCCACGUAGUUCGUCAGCACCUCGAUGAUAUGCCGACCUUUCUGCUGCUGCGAUACUGCCGUCAGAACGCAGCGCUGCAGCUCAUCUUCAUCAAGUCCACGCUUGACGGUGGCGACGCGUCAGCAACGCAAAGUAAUGUGAAGCACGUCGAUUCAAAGUGACGGAUCAAAAAGGAGGAAGCUGAAGGAGAUACAGACUCGAGCUCAAGAGACCAGAUAAGGGCAAAGAAGGGGUCUGAGCGCAGGCUAGUCGAGCCGAACCAAAGCUCAACACGCAGUGGAGGGACUGGGUCCGCCCUUGGCUCACG
Jaminaea rosea is the source of this 1206-nucleotide messenger RNA. RefSeq lists its product as hypothetical. NCBI's taxonomy places the organism in Eukaryota, Fungi, Basidiomycota, Exobasidiomycetes, Microstromatales. The coding region runs from base 209 to 1060 and encodes 283 amino acids. The transcript is spliced from 4 exons. The record is from RefSeq and is a predicted model, not a curated record.